Molecule: messenger RNA, 2012 nt
Organism: Musa acuminata AAA Group (dessert banana)
Lineage: Eukaryota; Viridiplantae; Streptophyta; Magnoliopsida; Zingiberales; Musaceae
Product: B3 domain-containing protein Os03g0120900-like
Exons: 2
Coding region: 230-1204 (324 amino acids)
Molecular function (GO): DNA-binding transcription factor activity; DNA binding
Source: RefSeq, a predicted model, not a curated record
UCCUUUGUAGAGUUGAUGUCACCACCUUCCCUUAUCUCACGUAGCUGUCAGAGUUCUGCGUCUUCACUAACCCUGUUUUAUCUUCGACCCUUCUUAUCUUCUUCCAGAAACCAAAGCUGAAGGCAUCCAAUUCUACAUUUAUCAGGAUCAAAAGAAGAGAGUAUAUAGUGGAGUAGAGCUACUAGUCGUUCCAUCUUUUCCUUUUCUUUGGUUCCUUUGGGUUCGUCAGAUGGAAUUUUUGCUUGAAAGAAAAGAGAGUUUCUACAUCACUGACAAGGAAGAAGAGAACUCCAAACAGCCUCCCUUCAAUCCCCCCUCUUCUUCUCCUUCACUGGCAUCUACUGCUUUCAAGUGGCACGAUAGCUCGUCCGGUGGCGGCGGUGAUUUCUCUUUCAUGGAGAAGGAGCACAUGUUUGACAAGGUAGUGACUCCCAGCGACGUCGGGAAGCUGAACCGGUUGGUGAUCCCGAAGCAGCACGCCGAGAAGUACUUCCCGCUGGACUUGUCAGCCAGCGAGAAGGGGCUUCUGCUGAGCUUCGAGGAUCGGACGGGGAAGCACUGGCGAUUCCGCUACUCCUACUGGAACAGCAGCCAGAGCUACGUCAUGACCAAGGGGUGGAGCCGCUUCGUCAAGGAGAAGAGCCUCGGCGCCGGGGACACCGUCUCCUUCGGCCGCGGCGUCGGCGAUGCUGCACGCCACCGCCUCUACAUCGACUGGAAGCGUCGACCGGAGAGGCGUGGCCUAGCCCGGAUCCCUUUCCCUGGGUUUUGCUUCGACCGGUCAACCGGGCCGUGGAGCGCCAGGCUCGUCGUCCCACCGGCGGUGGCGUGCGACCACACCUGGCAGGGGCGCACGUACAGCGCUGCCAACUCAGGUAUCGGAGCCGGACAACUUCUACUUCCGCUGUACUUCACUUUGCCGGCCCCGAAGCCACCACAGAUGGCGGUGCAACAGGUGACCAGCAGCCGAGUGCCCCUUGUUCACGACCACGCCGCCGUUAAGCGAGUUAGGCUGUUCGGAGUGAACCUAGACUGCCCUGAUCGAGGAGACGACGCCAAUUACCACCGCAGCGUGCGGCAGUUGCAUCCGACGACUGCUCUUCCGUUCCUCCAGCCGCUGCGCGCGGAAAGCCAGACACUGCUAGCCUCAUCGUCUUCCCAAAUGAGCAAUCAGCAGCGUUCGCCACUGGAUCUUUGUUUAUGAGGAAGAGAGGACGACCUCAUUUCCGUUAUCCUUCUGAGCAACUAUAUUACGUUUGUGUGUACUCAUUUAUCUUCUUCUCUUACGAUUAUCUCUCGUCUUGAUCCAUGUGUAUGUACUAUAUGGAUAUUGAGAUCAUCUGCCUCCAAGCCAACUUCUUCAGCUUCAUCUCCCUGAGAUCAGCAGUCGACAUGCCCUAAAGUGGAGGACAGGCCGUCAAAGAGUCGUACAGGUCAGAUCUAAUUAGUACUCCUCUCAUUCUUGCAUGACCUUGAUUAACAUAUAUGUGCAUCCUGUCACAAUUCGUCUACAUUUCUUGGGAGUAGAAAGCACUGUUAGGCAAUCCAAGUUGUUUGAGGUAUGAUGAACCAGCUUCCAAAAUCUUUUUGAGGGGGCAAUGGAUGAACAAGACAAGUACUGAAUCUUUAUGCAGUUCAUUAAGAUCAUCAGAUGUCGGACAGGCUUUGCUCCUGCUGCAUAUUUAGCUGGUUUUAAGUGUACCUUGCUCCCUAUGCACAGCAUGAAAGCUGUAAGCAUUUGUAGCAGGUGAUGUGGCGGAUUGAAUGUUCAGUUGAGGGUUGCGGAGAAGAUCAUCUACAUGUUCCCAUGAGAUUACUGAGUUGACUUGCUUGGUUGUGGUCAUCCUUAUUACUUGUGCCUUCCAAUUAGUUCUCAUAGUUCAUAAAAUCUACUAAGAAGUCAAACACAACCAAGUGGCUAUUGAAGUUGGAGCUUCCUAUUGACAAAGUUAAACUAGAGUGUCAUCUUUCAAUUAAAGUGUACAUGCUUCUUCUUUGUUUCCCUCUUCAUA